Rotaria socialis is the source of this 2049-nucleotide messenger RNA. The record is from the annotation of a GenBank genome assembly. NCBI's taxonomy places the organism in Eukaryota, Metazoa, Rotifera, Eurotatoria, Philodinida, Philodinidae.
AUGUCCGAUCCUGUAGACGCCGGUAAUCUUGAAACAUUCAGGAUUUUAUGGCUAGAUGCUUUGAUAAAUAACAACGAAAACAAAGCAGCACAAAAACAAUUGCGAACUGUGAUCAAUCACGUGAAAACAUUUGAGGAUCCUGUCGAUUUUCUCCAUGGUGUUCGACAUAGCACACAAACUGAUCGACUAGUUGUGAUUGUGAGUGGUCGAUUUAGUCACCAUGUCAUUCCUAAAAUUCAUCCACUAAUACAAGUAAUAUCAAUCUAUAUUUAUUGUAUGAACAAAUCACAUUAUGAGCAGCAUACUCAAUCAUACAAUAAAGUAAAAGCCAUAUGCGUAGAAUUGAACGAGCUCGUUCAUCAAAUUCGACUGGAUCAUAAAAAUUUGUCAAUUAUGGAUGAUCAACUUCCAUUUAACAUAUUCUCAAUGAACGAAAAUGAUGAGCAAUCGUCCAUUGAAUUGAAUGGUCAAUUUUUAUAUUCUCAAUUACUAAUUGAUGUUCUAAUGCAGAUAAAACCGAAUGAAAAAGAUAAACGCGAAUUGAUCACAUUGUGUCGAAAAUCAUACAAAGACAAUGAGAAAGAGUUAGAUAAUGUGAAUAGAUUCGACCGAGAAUAUUGCCCAUCACAAGCGAUCACAUGGUAUACCAGUGACUGCUUUUUGUAUCGUGUUUUGAACAAAGCAUUGAGAGUACAGAACAUAAAUAUUUUAUAUUUAUUUCGUUCGGUAAUUCUAGACAUCAACGAACAAUUGAAACAAGCUCAAGCGCAGAAACAUAUACGAGUAUAUCGCGGUCAGCUAAUGUCGAACGAAGAGUUGGAUCGACUUCGUUGCUCUGUAGGCAAAUUUAUAUCAAUUAAUUCGUUUUUCUCCACGAGCUUGAAUCGUGAUACAACUCUUCUAUUUCUUACAACAGGCAUCUAUGCGAACGAGCACAAUCAUGACAAAUGCUUUGAGAGUGUUUUAUUCGAAAUUGAUGCUGAUCCUGUAGUGGUGAUGUCGAAUUCAUGGAAUAGGCCAUUUGCAAAUAUUAGCACUUUCAGUGAGUUUCCGUCCGAGGAUGAAGUGUUGUUUAUGCUCGGCUCAAUAUUUCGACUAGAUGAUAUUAGCUAUGAUCAAUCAUCAGCAACAGUUUGUAAUACUUUGAAGACAGUCAAAAUCAUUCGAAUGACAUUAUGCAAUGAUCAGGAGAAAGAUCUCGAACAACUUUAUACAGUCAUGAAAAAAUAUUUUUCAAAAGCACAGACAAAUAAUCUCUUAUUCGGUAAACUUUUGGUUAAGAUGGGCAAAUUCAAUAUGGCUGAAAAUUAUUUGUGUCGAUCGCUUGGUGAAUUUACAUCGAAUGAUCCAUCGCUAGCUGAUCUAUAUCAUUUGAUGGGUAUGGUUGCAGGUGCACAAGAUAAUUAUAAUGAGAGUCUUGAGUGGCAUCGAAAAUCACUCACAGUAUGCGUUCAAGCAUGCGCAGCCGAUCACGUUAACAUUGGUAAUUCAUAUAAUAGUAUGGGAAUUGUGUAUCGAAAGAAAGGUGAACGCAUUCGAGCUCUAGAUUCUUUCAAUGCAGCUGUAUCGUUGUUCGAGCAAGCACACCAUGAGAAUCAUCAAGACAUGGCUUUAUUGUAUGGGAAUAUUGGUAACAUCUAUCAAGAACAAAAGAAAUACGAGGAUGCCCUUAAAUUUGAUGAGAAAUCAUUAGCUAUUAAAACGAAAUAUUUUCCUUGUGUUCAUGCAGAUAUAGGUGCCUCGUAUGCCAAUAUUGGAGUCAUCUAUCGUUGUCUCGGUCAAUAUGAUCAAGCAUUAGACUAUUACAAACGAUCACUUGAAAUUCAAUUGAAGUCACUUCCUUCUGAGCAUCUCGACAUUGCAACUACAUGUAAGAACAUAGGUAUUUUGUAUAAACAUAAAACUGAAUGGAAACAAGCAUUAACGUAUUUUGAGAAAGCAUCAAAACUUUUUCAUAAAUUGCUUCCGUUACAACAUCCGAAUGUUACCAAAAUUAAUACUGCCAUUCAGUAUGUUUCUUGUCAACUCAAUAUGCAAUCGAUAUUGUGA